AUCGGGUGUGGCAAAGGUUUAUCCUAUAAGAACACCAAACAUACGUAGUUACGUACACAGAGUGGUGCACUCAACAAGAGUUACAGCUUUUUUAAAAUCAAGUUUGAAACCAUGACGGAACCUUCUAGACGAACCUACUGCCUUUUAAAAUGGCUCUUUGUUCUCAACAUUAUUUGGCUGGCUAGUGCACAGAGCACCUUUUUCGAGAUCUCGUCGCCGUGGGUUUGGACCUGUGAAGGAAAAAAGUGCCUUCGGACAAGGGCAUCUGAAACAACCCAAGGGCAGUCAAAUGCCGUUUGCAAGUUAACUUGUUAUGAUUCAGCAACUUUAUGGCCUUUGCCUACCGGUAAAACGACUUUGUCUAAAGAUGUUAGCGCCUUUUUCGCCAACAACGUUCGAAUCGCCAAACUAACAUCAAAUUCGACAAAGACAGAGGACAUGCUAAAAGAGGCUGCCGCCAUUUUUUCGGAGCACAUAAAACAAAUGGAAAAUAACGGACUUGGGGGUUCGACUCGCGAUUGUUCAGUAUCGGCCAAUACCUGCGCCUCAGCUGCACCGUACAGCUCAUCUGAACAUUUAUUUAAUGUUGAAGUCAUCGUCACUCAGAACAUAGCACCAUUGGCUCUUGAUACAGACGAGUCGUACACACUGGACGUCAAAACGACCAAUUCCGUUACAACGGCCUACAUCGUAGCUGAAACUUUUUUCGGAGCUCGCCACGCCAUGGAAACGCUGAGUCAACUCAUCACCUGGGACGAACUGUCAAAUAGUUUGGUAGUGAUUCAAAACGCUCACAUUGAAGAUUCGCCCGUCUUCCCACACCGCGGCUUCGCUGUCGACACGGCACGCAAUUACAUGGAAAUUUCGCUAAUCAAGCGCAUAAUAGACGGCCUAUCGUACAAUAAACUCAAUGUUCUUCAUUGGCACAUGUCCGACUCUAAUUCCUUCCCUUUUGUCUCGACCCGAGAGCCCCUUAUGGCCAUUUACGGGGCCGCUUCUGCUCGUAAAGUCUAUCGCCCAGCUGAAAUUCAAGAAUUGGUCCACUACGCUCAAGUCCGAGGAGUCAAAAUUAUUCCGGAAUUGGACGCUCCAAGUCACGUAGGUGCUGGAUGGGAUUGGGGGCCUCUUUACGGGAUGGGCAACUUGAUUAUUUGUCUCGACAAGCAGCCAUGGGACAAGUAUUGUGCGCAACCACCGUGCGGAAUCUUCGAUCCCACCAACGACAAAAUCUAUACCGUGUUGAAAAACAUUUACAAAGAUAUGGAUGACGUAUUUCAAAGCGAUAUGUUUCAUAUGGGCGGCGAUGAAGUCAACAUGAGAUGCUGGAACGAGUCGGAAAGUAUAAAAAAAUGGCUAACUGAUAAAGAAUGGGAUAAAGAUCCGAAUCCUUAUUUGAAAUUAUGGAGCUACUUUCAGAAUCAAUCUUUGGCUAAAUUGGACGAGGCUCACGGAAAGACUCAACCUGUAAUAAUUUGGAACAGCGAUCUUACGGCCAAGGAACACGCAAAAGACUAUUUAGACCCCAAUCGCUACAUCAUUCAGUAUUGGAAUACAUGGAACAACACGAUUUUGAAAGAUCUUUAUGAAGAUGGUUACAAGCUGAUUAUAUCCAACUAUGACGCUCUUUAUCUCGACUGUGGAUACGGCAGUUGGGUUGGAAACGGGUUGAACAACUGGUGUCCUCAAUACACUGGAUGGAAACUGAUUUACGAGAACAGCCCUAGAGUCAUGAUUCAAAACUUCAGUCUACCUUAUAACAAAGAUCAAAUCUUGGGUGGUGAGGCAGCAUUAUGGGCUGAGCAGUCUCAAGGGGGUGCAAUUGAAGGCAAAUUAUGGCCACGGUUAUCUGCUCUAGCUGAACGGUUGUGGACCGAUCCAGACACUAAUUGGUUUGCUGCUGAAACCCGUCUGCACAUUCAGCGCGAAAGAAUGGUAGAGAGAGGCAUUACCGCCGAUGCAUUACAGCCGGAAUGGUGCGUGCAGAACGAUGGUAGCUGCAUACUUUAAUGAUUUACGCUAUUUCACAAUAUCCUGUCACUUUAAAUAACAAUAUAUAGUUAUUCCUCCAGUCACAAAUAAACAUACUUACUGCU
Molecule: messenger RNA, 2093 nt
Organism: Daphnia pulicaria
Lineage: Eukaryota; Metazoa; Arthropoda; Branchiopoda; Diplostraca; Daphniidae
Product: chitooligosaccharidolytic beta-N-acetylglucosaminidase-like
Exons: 10
Coding region: 112-2007 (631 amino acids)
Biological process (GO): ganglioside catabolic process; glycosaminoglycan metabolic process; carbohydrate metabolic process
Cellular component (GO): membrane
Molecular function (GO): beta-N-acetylhexosaminidase activity
Source: RefSeq, a predicted model, not a curated record